CAUGAAAAAAAUCACUUUAAGGAGUACUCUACCUUUUCCAUACUAUGUGCUUCAUAAUACCUAGAAAACCCUUUAGUUUUCCAAGCCAGUCUCAAUCGUACUUACAUUUAUCAGCAAGGACCUGAAGUAAGGAGUAGCGCGUGCGCGAUCCGCCCCUAGACUGGAACACGUGAGAGGUUGCAGGAACCUCUAACCUGCCCAGUGUUCUCCGGUUGUUUAGGACCGGCUUUUGGGCUCCAGCCGGUGCCGCCAUGGGGAAGGUGAAUGUGGCCAAGCUGCGUUACCUGAGCCGCGAUGACUUCAGGGUCCUCACUGCGGUUGAAAUGGGCAUGAAGAACCAUGAAAUAGUUCCCUGCAGUUUGAUUGCUUCUAUAGCCAGCCUUAAACAUGGUGGCUGUAAUAAAAUCUUAAGAGAAUUAGUGAAACAUAAACUCAUAGCUUGGGAGCGUACCAAAACUGUCCAGGGCUAUCGGUUAACAAAUGCAGGCUAUGACUACCUAGCUUUGAAAACACUUUCUUCCAGACAGGUAGUUGAGUCUGUUGGAAACCAGAUGGGUGUCGGCAAAGAAUCUGAUAUUUAUAUUGUUGCAAAUGGAGAAGGGCAACAGUUUGCAUUAAAGCUUCACAGAUUGGGAAGAACCUCCUUUCGAAAUCUGAAGAACAAGCGUGAUUACCAUAAACACAGGCAUAACAUGUCUUGGCUUUAUUUAUCUCGUCUCUCUGCCAUGAAAGAAUUUGCCUAUAUGAAGGCAUUGUACGAGAGGAAAUUUCCAGUUCCAAAGCCAAUCGAUUAUAAUCGCCAUGCAGUUGUCAUGGAACUCAUAAAUGGCUAUCCUCUGUGUCAGAUACACCAUGUUGAAGAUCCUGCAUCAGUGUAUGAUGAAGCCAUGGAACUGAUUGUCAAACUUGCGAAUCAUGGACUCAUUCAUGGAGAUUUCAAUGAAUUCAAUCUCAUUUUGGAUAAAGAUGACCACAUCACCAUGAUUGAUUUUCCACAAAUGGUUUCAACUUCUCAUCCCAAUGCUGAGUGGUAUUUUGACAGAGAUGUUAAAUGCAUUAGAGAUUUCUUUAUGAAACGUUUCAGCUAUGAAAGUGAGCUUUACCCAACAUUUAGUGAUAUCAGACGGGAGGACUCUCUUGAUGUAGAGGUUUCUGCCAGUGGCUACACAAAGGAAAUGCAGGCAGAGGACGAACUGCUUCAUCCAGCAGGUCCAGAUGAUACUGACACAGAGGAGGGGUCGGACUUCUUCUCUGAUGAAGAGGUGUCAGAAAAAGCAGAAGUCUGUAGCUCGGAAAAUCCACGUGAACAAAACUCUGUAGACGAGUUGGUCGGGUGCCGUCACAGAUCACCUGGCGACCCUGAACAAGUGAAGGAAGGCGAUUCGUCGGGGCAGAGUGCUGCUGCGCACUGUUUGGACAUGACUAAAUUCAGUCGGGCUUUAGAAGAAAUAAGAGGUCAGGUCGUUGAAAACCAUUCUGUACCUGAGUUUUCUGGGGAGGAGAACAAAACUGGAAAUGACACCAGGCACGAUGGUGAAGCGGGUCGAGGAGAAAACGCCGCAGGCUCUGACGAGUGUGAAGAUGAAUGCCCUCGUCUCUUUCCUUUGUCGUCAUUAAACAAAGAAUUCAGGCCUUUCAGAGAUGAAGAAAACAUGGAAGAUAUUAACCGAUACAGAACAAGAACUCUCAGUGUUACUUCUGCGGGCAGUAUUUUGAGCUGUUCAACAAUUCCUCCGGAAUUGGUGAAACAGAAGGUGAAACGUCAGUUGACAAAACAGCAAAAAUCAGCUGUCAGACGUCGAUUGCAGAAAGGAGAAGCAAAUAUAUUUACCAAGCAACGGAGAGAAAACAUGCAAAAUAUCAAGUCAAGCUUGGAAGCAGCUAGCUUUUGGGGAGAGUAAUGUAUUUAGAGACAUUUACAAAAUGGAAUACUAUCUGGCCAUAAAAAAGAAAAUUGGACCCUUUACAACACUAUAAUGGACCUGGAGAAUACUAUGCUAAGGGAAAAUAAGCCGGUCAGAGAAAGACAAAUACUGUAUGUUCUCACUCAUGUGGACUCUACUGAACUAACAAAGUAGAGACCGACUCAGAGUAGGCUGUCUGUCGGCUCUGGGGAUGGGGGUCGAGGGGUGGAGGGAUCAAGGACAAAGGGCUCCUGGGCAACAAUGUGGUGAUUUUGGGGGGUGGGAGGGAGAUGAUAAGAUAGUUAAAUGCUAAUGGAAAAAUUACAAUAAAAUAAAGAUGCAGAAUAUUUUUCAGAAAGUUACUAUGAUUUCAAGCUACCUUUAGUCUUUUGGACUAAGGCAGAAAGGUAACAAACAGAUAAACUUUAUUUCAUCUGUAAAUUUGACUCAUUCAAUACGUUUUCUAGAGGAUAAUUGUAGUAACUUUACUAAAGCAUAAAGCAGUCCAGUUUUCCAAAUAGUUGUGACCACUGGUACAUCAGCUAAAAUCUAUUUUACAGAGCAAUUUUUAUUACAAACAUUUGGGUAUUUUAAAAAGUGUAAAUGUCAUUGUUUGGGUUUGUUGUUAUCUACCAAAAAUAGGUAGAUGGCUUGGCUUCAAAUCCCAGCUUUCUACUUACUAGUGGAAAUUACCUUGGGCAAAUCAUAUUUUUCUCUUUUUUUACCCUUCACCACAUCACUUUUUCUUACUAUUAAAAUUGGAUUUACAACUACUAUAGGGUUGCUUUGAGAACCACACGAGGCAAUAUACAGAGAGCACGUUAUAUACUUCCAGUAAAGUGUAGAUGGGUGAAUGAUAAUUUUAAUGAUGUUUAUUUUUCCGAAAUUCUGCUUAACAACUUGAUUGCAAUUUAUUUAGCCACUGAGAAAAUACACUGCUGUCUUUCUGUAGUAAGGGUUUUAGACAAUAAUGCAUAAUGUUUUCUGCUGUUUAAAUUGGUAAUGUAGUCAUAGGCACAGAAACUUGACGUAGUCCCAGCAUGGUCUUCACAGUUGCCAGUUUGUAUGCAGGCCUGGGUAGUAGGAGAGUUGGGGCUGGGAGAGUGGGGAGUAAAGGGGAGGGAGGAGUGAAAAAAAGUUCUAAUAUUCUUAGAGUGGGUCCAAAAUAUGUCUCACUUCAACAUUAACUGAUAGUGUAGGAAAGAAAGAAAAUAAGACAUGGUUUCUCACUUGAGGACUAAUCUAUUGAUAAGUGAAGAUGGGUGCUAAAGGUAGAACCUGGUUGUAUUCAAGCCCCUUCAGCAUUGCCCAGGAGGGUGGAGCAUCACCUGCAGCAGAAAUGACCACUAGAUGGCAAUGUCACUGCACAGGGACUCGACAGGAUGUCCUUAAAUUACUUCUGUAUGAUCUACCAGAAGCAGUAACAGCAAUUUUUUCCCUAAGAUUGAUACAGACAGCAGAUGCCUCUCACCUUUGCAAAAUUAAUUUUACUGUUUGCAGGCCUGUCAUUAAUCUACUUUAAUAUAAAUGCAAGAAAAAUUUCCUUGAAAAUUAAAAGUACAUAGCUUUGAAUGAAAUUUGUAUUUUUUUAUAAUCUUUCUAAAGCAUUUAAACAAC
Artibeus jamaicensis (Jamaican fruit-eating bat) is the source of this 3521-nucleotide messenger RNA. RefSeq names its product RIO kinase 2 (gene RIOK2). The transcript has 10 exons. Gene Ontology annotation, biological process: protein phosphorylation; maturation of SSU-rRNA. Bases 252 to 1901 code for a protein of 549 amino acids. NCBI's taxonomy places the organism in Eukaryota, Metazoa, Chordata, Mammalia, Chiroptera, Phyllostomidae. Gene Ontology annotation, cellular component: cytosol; preribosome, small subunit precursor; nucleus. The record is from RefSeq and is a predicted model, not a curated record. Gene Ontology annotation, molecular function: protein serine/threonine kinase activity; ATP binding.